This is a messenger RNA of Micropterus dolomieu (smallmouth bass), 679 nucleotides long. RefSeq names its product ladderlectin-like. Gene Ontology annotation, molecular function: signaling receptor activity. Lineage: Eukaryota; Metazoa; Chordata; Actinopteri; Centrarchiformes; Centrarchidae. The record is from RefSeq and is a predicted model, not a curated record. Bases 161 to 616 code for a protein of 151 amino acids. The transcript is spliced from 7 exons.
AAGGUACUGGAUCCUUGUGAUCAGAUGUGUCAUCAACUGUAUAUAAGAGCUGGUGUUUCUCUGGUUCAGGACGACUGAAGCUACAGACGCUGAGAAGGAAGAAGAGAAGAUCGUUCUGCAGCAGGUAAUCAUCAUCUUCAACAUCUGCAUCAUCUCCACCAUGAAGACGCUGACUCUGUCUGCACUUCUUUGUGCCAUGAUGGCUCUGACCAGAGCUGCUGCUCUUCCAGACGCAGAGGAUGGACGAGAGAGUCGUGUUGUCAAGAGGUCCACAUUAUGUCCUAUUGGUUGGACUGCUUUCAACAGUCACUGUUUCCUCUACGUUCCACGAUCCAUGAGUUGGGCUGUGGCUGAGAGAAACUGUAUGUCCAUGGGUGGACACCUUGCAUCUGUACACAACAUCCAGGAGUACCAUCAGAUUCAGACGAUUAUCUUGAGGGCCUCUCAUAAUCAAAGAGGAACAUGGAUUGGAGGCUAUAAUGCAGAACAGGACCAACAUUGGUUCUGGAGUGACGGUACGUCUUUUCUCUUUACUCACUGCUGUCCCGGAGAGCCUAGAAACGGUAAAGGUCGUCAGCAAUGUCUUCAAAUGAAUUAUUCAGAAAUGCUGGGAUGACAGCGGUUGUGAUGAUCAGCUCCCAUCUGUCUGCCAGAGAGAGAGGCUGAAAAAAAGUUCCUG